AUGUCAUCCGUGGAUGUUGCAAAUCAGCGAUUUUCAUAUGCCAAUCUUGCAAAAGUGAGCAUGAAAUCAUCGUUUAUAAACCGAUUAUCUGCGCCACCAGCUAUUGGAUCUUUUGACCUUGAAGAUGCAAACAAAGUUGAUCGAUUAGUUUUGAAUAAAUUUAUAUUAUAUGAGACUAAGACGAAUUAUUAUAUGGUGGGAUCUAAUCAAAGUGAUAACAGAUUCCGGAUAUUAAAAAUCGAUCGAACGACACCUACAGAACUUACCGUGAUUGAGGAUGAUGUUAUCUAUUCUAAACAAGAAAUAACUGAUAUUCUGACAGUUCUUGAGGAAGGAAAUAGAGUCUCAGGAGGAUUAAACAAAGUCGUAAUGGCGUAUGGGAUUGUAGGAUUUAUUAAAUUUACUGAAGGAUACUACAUUUCAUUAAUUACAAAGAGAAGCGCUGUUGCCUUGAUAGGAGGUCAUUAUAUUUAUCAUAUUGAUGAAACAAUUCUUAGACCCAUUGGGCCACCAACGAGGCCUGAAAAGAAUUCAGAUGAAUACAGUUAUACAUAUGAUAUUACACACACGUUACAGCAUAAUAUGACACAUACACCAAAUCGUAAGAAUUUUUCGUACAACGAAAUGUUUGUUUGGAAUCAUUAUUUAUUAGAAACAGGAUUCAGAAUUUUAAAAAAUAAUUCGGAUUGGAUUCUUCCGAUUAUACACGGAUUCGUGGAUCAGUCAAAAAUAUCAAUUUUUGGACGAAAUAUUUUCGUAACUUUGAUUGCACGAAGGUCUCGUUAUUUUGCCGGGGCUCGUUUCUUAAAACGUGGUGUUAAUGAUCAGGGGUAUGUUGCCAAUGAUGUUGAAACAGAGCAAAUCGUAUCGGAAAUGAGCACAACUUCUUUUCAUCGAUCCGGUCUCUAUGAUAACCCGUAUUAUUCUUCCUAUGUUCAACAUCGUGGAUCGAUACCUUUAUUUUGGUCACAAGACGUAACAAAUAUGUCUCCAAAACCGCCAAUAGCCAUAAACUUUCGAGAUCCCUUCUUUGCUGCUGCGGCAUUGCAUUUUGAUAAUAUGUUUAAACGAUAUGGAGCGCCCAUAAUUGUCUUGAAUUUGAUUAAGACAAAGGAAAAAAAUCCUCGUGAGGGAAUUUUAGGAGAUGAAUUUUCAGAGACUAUGGCUUAUUUAAGUCAAUUCUUACCAGACAAAUGUCUAAAGUAUAUCGCAUGGGAUAUGUCAAAAGCCAGAAAGGGUGACGAUGAUGUUGUAGAUUUGAUGGAAGGUUUCGCCGAAGAAUAUUUGGCAGACACUGGAUUUUUCCAUAGUGGGCCAGAGGCAUGGAUAAAUCGGGAUCUGAAGGAGCUUUCGGUUAACAUCCAUUUUAAUUUUAGAAAUGGAAAGCCUCAAACACGAAGAAUGUUUCUUCGCCAAAGUGGGGUUGUUAGGACAAAUUGCAUUGAUUGUCUGGAUCGUACAAACGCCGCACAGCUAAUAAUUGGAAAAUGUGCUUUAGGACAUCAAUUAUAUGCCCUGGGAAUUAUCGAUGAGCCUCAAGUCCCAGUAGAUUCCGAUGUCGUGAACAUGUUAACAGAUAUGUACCAUGACCACGGUGAUACCAUUGCGUUGCAGUAUGGUGGAUCAAAUUUGGUUAAUACAAUUGAUUCAUAUCGUAAAAUAAAUCAAUGGACAAGUCACUCUAGAGAUUUGAUUGAGAAUCUAAGAAGAUAUUAUAACAAUGCAUUUGCUGAUGCUGAAAAGCAGGAUGCAAUGAAUCUUUUCCUUGGAAACUUUUUUCCACAGAAAGGACUUCCAAAUUUAUGGGAAUUACCAAAUGAUUAUUAUUUGCAUAAUGAGGAUCCACGUUUUAAAAGACCACCAAGAAGCUAUAUAAAUUGGUGGACAAAAGAUGUUCUUGAGCCAAAAGAUGAGCAAGCCGAUAUCACAAAAUAUCAACCUGUCUCACGAUUAGAUCAUCAAUUUGAUGACGAGACAGACCCAUAUUCCGGAUAUUGGAUCGAAUAUUAUCGUCCACGAUUGUUUACUUCAUUUGAAAAACUAUUCGCAUACAACAUGAAUAGCACAACGAAAUAUAUACCUGCAAUUGCUGAGCUUGGAGCUUAUGAUUAUAGCCCAUUUACGGUUCGUGUAACCCAACAGGCCACGAGAUUAAUGAAUAUCGGAGGUGUUAAAAAAUGGCUUGCUUUACCGAAUACCAAGCCAAAAGAUAUCGAAGAAAAAGAGAAAGAUCAAGGAAUGACGAGUAUAGGAAUAGGAAAGGAUAAUCCGUCAUCGAUGGAAUCGACGGUAUCAAAAAAGGAUCAUCCAUCAUCUAUUAUGGAAUCAAUGGUAUCAAAAAGUUUAAACCCAAACGUAUCGUCAAAUGAGGCCAAAGAAUACAUACAAUAUAUAAAUCAAAAUAAGAAUGUGACUUUAACAUCAACACCAAAUGGAGACAAAGAUCCUUCAUUAACAAGUAAUUCGGAAUAUCCUCAUUAUGCAAAUUUUUGUCAUCGUGCCAACCUUUCAAAUCCAAUAACCGAUUUGAAAGUAGAUUCAGUAGAUGAAAAAGUAUAUGGUGAUUAUCUUGAAAUUCCUAGAAAAUAUGCUAUAUUACAGGCGGUUGGUUCAAGUCAAUAUGUUAGUAGUGGUGCAGCUAAAGGGAGAUAUCAAGCUUAUGAAGGUUGGGUAAAGACUGGUAAAUUAGUUGGAAAUUAUAACGUCGUUAAUAAUAGAAAUAAAAGUGGUGAAAAGAGUGUAAAGAAAGAAUCUUAUAAGGAUAAGAUGAAUACAAUUAAGGAAUAA
Molecule: messenger RNA, 2787 nt
Organism: Funneliformis geosporum
Lineage: Eukaryota; Fungi; Glomeromycota; Glomeromycetes; Glomerales; Glomeraceae
Source: the annotation of a GenBank genome assembly